This is a messenger RNA of Galleria mellonella (greater wax moth), 1960 nucleotides long. RefSeq lists its product as uncharacterized. NCBI's taxonomy places the organism in Eukaryota, Metazoa, Arthropoda, Insecta, Lepidoptera, Pyralidae. The transcript has a single exon. Gene Ontology annotation, biological process: DNA integration. Gene Ontology annotation, molecular function: nucleic acid binding. Bases 99 to 1703 code for a protein of 534 amino acids. The record is from RefSeq and is a predicted model, not a curated record.
ACACGCAGUCGUCUUCCUGGCGUUAUGUUCCCACUGCAGAGAAUCCUGCCGAUUUAAUUUCACGUGGUGUAAGUGCCGAUCAGCUGUGUCAUACAGACAUGUGGUGGGAAGGGCCCAAAUUUCUGCAAAAGAAAGAAGACGAAUGGCCAGUUUUAAAACAUGAUAAUUUUAAUAAUUUACCUGAGCUUAAAGUGGUUGCUACGUCCGUCAUUGUAAACAAAUCAAUAAUAGAAAUGGAACGGUUUUCAAAUCUUAAUAGACUGCAAAGAUCGGUCGCUUAUGUCAAUCGCUUUAUAUACAAUAUAAAAAACCCCAAUAUCAAAAUAUCAGGCCCAUUAACUGUUGAAGAGUUGAACAAAUCUUUUAACUUUUUAUGCACUAUAUCCCAACAAGAAAGUUUUCCCAUUGAACUUAAAGCGUUAUCAAAUGAAAAAUUUUUGAAUACGAAAUCAAAAAUAUUAUCAUUGUCACCGUUUCUUGAUAACGAUAACUUAAUACGAGUGGGUGGGCGUAUAGACGCUUCAACCUAUCCAUAUAAUAAAAGACAUCCAGUUUUAUUAGAUUCGUCUCAUUAUUUAUGCAAAUUGAUAUUUAGAGCAGAGCACAUUCGCAACAUGCACGCUGGCCCACAACUGCUUCUAGCCACAGUCAGACAAACUGUUUGGCCCAUUAAGGGUAGGUUAUUAGCACGAGCAACUGUACGUAAAUGUGUACGUUGCCGACGAGUUUUAGGAAAGACGUUAUUGCCAAAAAUGGGUGAUCUACCCUCACAAAGAAUUACGCCAGAUUUUCCUUUUACAUCUGUUGGUAUUGACAUGGCUGGACCCUUUAUUACAUUAAAUCGAAAGGGACGAGGAGCUAAAUUAUCUAAGUCUUAUUUAUGUUUAUUUGUAUGUCUACGGUACAAAUGCGUUCAUUUGGAGGCUGUAAGCGACCUCACUAAGGAUGCUUUUAUUAUGACCUUACGUCGGUUUAUAUGUCGUCGCGGCAAGCCAGCGGAAAUAUUUUCCGAUAACGGUCGUAAUUUUGUUGGAGCCGCUAAAGAACUUAAUGGUUUUCUAAAGACUAAUAAUGAAACAUUAUCUGAGUUUGCAGUUCAGGAAGGCAUUAAAUUUAUUUUUACUCCUUCUUACGCUCCUCAUUUUGGUGGUAUUUGGGAAGCAGGAAUCAAAUCUUCCAAACACCUUAUACGUCGUGUAAUGGGCAAUUCUCAUUUAACCUUCGAGGAACUUUCGACUCUUUUUGCACAAGUGGAAUCUAUAUUGAAUAGUCGUCCAUUGUGUCCCUUAUCCUCUUCCCCAGACGACUUCCUAUUCCUUUCCCCAGGGCACUUUCUGAUUGGAAAACCGCUGAAUGCUUUGCCAUCCCCUUGUCUAGAAGACUAUAAGGCAAGUUGCUUGCGUCGCCAUGCACGUCUUGAGCAAAUAAGACAGCAUUUUUGGCGAAGAUGGCAACAAGAAUACAUCUCUGAAUUACAAGUACGGACCAAAUGGAAACUUGAUACAGCCAAAGUAAAGAUUGGAGAUUUGGUCUUGCUGCGUGAAGAUACUCUUCCUCCGUUAUGCUGGCGUACUGGUCGAGUAACAAAAUUAUAUCCAGGACCUGAUGGAAUCUCUCGUGUCGCAGAUGUAAAUACAAAGACAGGAUGUUACCGGCGACCUCUUGUUCGCCUCUGCCCUCUUCUUGCUGAUGAAGACUAUUAACGAUGGAGACGGUUGAAGAGCGAGUCUUCAACGGGGGGAGUUUAUGUUAAUGACAAUUUCGUAAUUGCGUGCUCGGCCUGUUCGAGCAGGCGUUUCCUUUUUUAUUAUUGUCCUACCGUCCACUGUUGUAUUUCUGGCACGGGGCCAUCUUGUUUUGACUUGGAUAGUUGUAACACCAUUCAGAACAUUAUUGUUAACAUUUAUUUCUAAUAAAACGCAUUUUGAUCAACCAGAGUUUAUUCUAAAAUAAAUUUCAU